AUGCGGCCGAAGAAGAAAACUGUAGACUUGGAUCCUUUUGUGUAUGCACAAGCCAGCGAGACGGGCCAUGUUAUAUGCAAGAAGCACCGACGGAAUCUCUCACAUGCACUGCGCCGUAGCCAUGCAACCCCUCCACCCAGUUUUGAGCCCAACAUCGACUUCAACAUGCUUGAGCCAUCCGACCUGACCUUACACGAUGAACCUUCUUGGGGCCAGCCACCUUCUGAUCCUAUGUCUGAAAAUGUGACACCUCCACUGACAGAUACUAUAAACGACGAUGUGGAGGAUGACAAGUCUUACUUUCCAAUCAAGGAGCUGUGGCAUGGCACAGCGUCAGCACACACAUUUUUGCAUGCGGACUACUAUGAAGAGAUGCAGGCAGCUCUUCAGCGAGGAGAGUCGCUGUUUUCCUGUCCCUUACCCCCUGGCAGCUCUGAUGAGCUGGGUAUGGAGACAGAUGAUAUUGACAUGAACCUUGAUGAUGGUCUUGAGCCGGACAAUCAUGGAAUAGACCUUUCAGGUGUAUCCCCGGAAACUGAUGGCCCAGCUUCAAACUCGGAGGUUCCUCUGGACGCACCGACUUUUCCAUGGGCGACAACAUCUGAAUUUAUCACGCAUCUUCUCUUUAGCUCACCCUGUCUUCAAUUCUCCGAAGCACAAAAGAAGGCCGUUCUGAAUUGGGCAACUGCGCUCGGGGCAACAGGUGUCCCCUCACUUCAUAGUCUCCGGAAGGCACAGGAUAGGAUCAAGGAACUUGUUGGAAACCCGACUGAGAAAGUUACUGCGGCCUCCGGCAAUAUCUUUUAUAUCAACUCGGUAGGCAAGGCCAUCGCAAAAGAUGGUCAAGGUCAAAUGUCACAGAUUCACCAUGGCGAGAAAAUGCUUCAUGGUCUUCCCGACAAUCUUGCAACACCGAGUGUUCGUGUUGACGGGAACAUAUUCUUUGUCGACGAGCUCCUCCAACAAAUGUCGAAAGACUAUUUUAUUCCUAAGAAGUUCUUUCAGGCACAGGUAUCUGCUGACCAUGACACUGAAAUAUUGUCUUUGGGACAUUCUGUCACUCGGACAGAGGAGGGAUUUUCAGUUGAUCCUGAACAGGUCAUCACACCAGUAUCAACGUUCUCGCGCACCUUCAAGGAUAUUCAAGCUUGCUCUAAGGAGUUUUCAUGCGGCUUUACAGAUUCGUCUUCUUCGCAUGCCCAUCUCAUGCCAAAUCCCCUUCGGGAGAAAUCCGGUGGCCGCAUGGUCUUAAGCGUCCUGCUCAUCGUCUUCAUGGAUGAUGUAUCGGGAAAUAUCUCGAAGCAGUGGAAUAAACACCACAUCGUAUAUAUGUCGAAUGCUGCCAUGCCCCGUGAAAUGCUUGAAAAAGAAUUUUGUGUCCGAUUUGUGUCGUCAUCACCCCACGCGACUCCCUUGGAGCUCAUGCGAGCCGUGACGCAAUCUAUUCAGCGACAAUCCAAUGCAGGCCGAAGAAUGCAGCCAUGGCAGGCUGAGGUGCAAUUUUUCUGCCGGAUGUGCAAAGUUGGUGGCACGACUGUAGACAAGAAGUCUGAUGCAGGUUACUGUAGUAUAUUCAAGUCCGCUGAACUUCGAACACCAGAGGAAACACUGGCGCAGGUAAAAGAGCAGGUCGAGCUUGCAAAACUGCCUGGUGGAACCACCAAAAUUCAGAGCGCUGUGGCAUCAACAGGGACCCGAGAUGCAGCUACAUCGGCGAUCAUAAAUUACCUUCUUGAGCUUGGAAAACAGCUUCGCAAACGUGAGGCCGGGAAGCCUCCCAUUUCUGAAGCGGACGUUCGUGUACAGCUUGAGCAUGAGCUUGAGGCUGCGCUAAAUGGUUAUUUGCUUGAUGAUCAUAUCAACCCAAUUCUUGGUAUGCCAAGUGUCAAUAUUCAUCAAGACACGCCCACGGAAAUCCUACAUACUGUCCUUCUCGGUGUUGUCAAGUACUUCUGGGGCCAGACGAUGCGACUGGAAUCUGUCAACAAAGAAGGCUUAAAUUCACCGACUCUUGGAGCAGAGUACAUCUGCCGUUUCAAAGGAGGUUUGAUCGGCAAGCAUUUUAAGAGCCUUGCACAGGUAAUGCCAUACCUGAUCUACGACCUUGUUCCGCGCUCAGUUCUCGAUGGUUGGACCUUGAUUGGCAAGCUCGUGGUGCUUCUCUGGCACACAGUAAUUGAGAAUACUGAAGAUUACCUGGCCAAUCUAUCACGGACGAUCGAUGACUUUCUCAGUAUCAGCGCUAAAUGUGCGCCCAGUAUCCUCAUCAUGAAGGCAAAGUUCCACUUCCUCCUCCACCUUCCAGCUUUCAUACGGCGCUUUGGGCUGGCGAUUCUGUUCUCAACUGAGCGCUUCGAGUCCUUUAACCAUAUUUUCCGUCUAUCAUCAAUCUACAGCAACCGUCAAGCUCCCAGUCGCGAUACUUGUCAUACCUUUGGUGGCUUUGAUGUUGUCAAGCACAUCAUAACUGGAGGUUUCUGGUGCGACCUGAAGACACGGAAAUGGGUGCAUGCUGGUAACAACAUCGCUGCAUACAUGGCCACACACCCUGAACAACGCUGCUUGAUAGGCUUACCCACCACAAAUGAAAAACCAGUUGGAUUAGUUCAUUUGCUGACUCACAAGGAUGCAGGGGGCAAAGUCCCACCAGUUGAAUGGUGUUCGACACAGACCGCACUUUUUCCUCCUGGAAAGCAUCAAUUCCCUGUCGCCUCGCUUUUUUACAAGUGUGAUUCUUUCAUAGUGGCAGAUCACAGCAGUGCGCCACUGGGGAGCCAUGUCAUCAUGAGGUGUAAUCAGACGUGCUUGGACGAGCUCUCUAUUGGCAAAGUCAUUGAAAUACUCGUGCCACACCAAGGACAUAUCACAACACAUGUUGUCAUUCGGUGUCUCGAAUUCUUAUUUCCGGACAUUGACGAUAUUGCUGUCCUUACACCCAAUGAAAUAUUGUGUGUCGUCAACGUUCAACAUGACUGCGCAUCGUCUGGAGCAAACUGUGGCAUCCGGAAUGUGCAAGAGUGGCAGGAGCGCAUCAUCACAAUGAGACUCCGGCAGCUCAUUGAUCAUGCACCUACUAACGCCUACUUCCUCAAUACCCACGCGCUUCACAAUUACCAACACAUCUCAGCUCUACUUCCACUGGAUAUAUGCGCCCAGAUCAGCAUGCCAUGUAUAUCGGAUCACCAGGCUGUACGUCUCCAUGCUGCAGCACUUGUGCGCCAAAAGAAGGCAUCAGACAGUGCUAAUCCCGCCAACCCGGAGAAAGUGAGGGAGAAUGACCCACCCCCGGCCUUUGAUCAUAGCGCAAGCAAAGCCACACGAAUGAAAGGCAAGGGUAAAGUAGCACAUAUUACAGUAGACGGGUGGGCCAAGGUAGUUGGAUAUUAUGCAGAUGGGUGUAUUAAGGUAGAUGUGUAUGAGAUAGAUGGGUAG
Suillus plorans is the source of this 3432-nucleotide messenger RNA. RefSeq lists its product as uncharacterized. Bases 1 to 3432 code for a protein of 1143 amino acids. The record is from RefSeq and is a predicted model, not a curated record. NCBI's taxonomy places the organism in Eukaryota, Fungi, Basidiomycota, Agaricomycetes, Boletales, Suillaceae. The transcript is spliced from 17 exons.